AUGGGUAAAGAUUCUCGCGACCGUGAUCGUGAUCGAAAGAAGGACCGCAAAAAAGACCGUGACCGCGAUGAGAAAAAGAGCCGCAAGCGAAGCCGCUCCCGGGAUCGCGAGCGCCGUCGCAGCCGUAGCCGCAGCCCGCAUGAGAAGAAGAGGAAGAGAGAGUCCGGUGAAUCCAAAGUUAAAAAAGAGGAAAGCCCGAUCAGCGAUACUGAAGUCAACCUCAACAUUGCCGAGAUUGUCGACAUGAAAGGACCUGAUCAGAACUACAUCCUUCAAAAACUAGCGAAACAACGGAAAGAAAGGAUUGAAUCGGAACGCGCCCGAAAAGCACAUCUCAGCAAGGGCGAAGCUGCGCGUGAGGCACGUGGCGAGAAGUCGGGUCUUGAUGAGAAGGGUGAAAAGAAGAAAUGGUCUCUGGAGGACGAUGAUGAUGAUCUCCUGGAAGGCAUAGAAGAGAUGGACGAUACACCGGCUGAGACUGCCAGCGAGCCACCGAAGCCAGAGGUCGAGAAACCUGAAGAAAUGGAAGAGGAUGACCCGCUUGACGCAUUUAUGAACUCGAUUUCCAAGAAUGUGAAAAAGCCAACUACAGUCAAAAAGGGCGGCGUCGUAACGUUGAAAGUUGAAAAAGAGGAAAAGCGCGAUCGUGGCGAGAUUAUGGAGGCUGAGGACAUGACGGAGGUCAAUACAGAAGAAGCUCCAGAAAUCAAAGGAAUGGCCAGUUUAACGACAAAGGGACGUAUGUUGGCCCCUACUGAUCAUGAGCGUGUGUACUACCGUGAUUUCCGGAAGUGUUUUUAUAACGAGACGUCGGAAAUUAAGCGCAUGACCAAGGCUGAGGUGGAAGCAUAUCGGGAGGAGCUGGAUGGUAUCAAGGUACGCGGGAAGAAGGUGCCGAAACCGAUCAAAUCUUGGGCGCAGACCGGUGUCGACACCAAAACCCUGCAGAUCUUAAAAAAGCAAAAUUAUGAGAAGCCCACUCCGAUUCAGGCACAGGCUCUACCGGCAAUUCUGUCUGGCCGAGAUGUCAUUGGCAUUGCAAAGACUGGCAGUGGAAAGACACUCGCCUUUUUGUUGCCAAUGCUGAGGCAUGUUCUUGACCAAGAUCCACUUGAGGACAUGGACGGACCGAUUGCCGUGAUCAUGUCGCCCACCCGUGAGCUUGCCAUGCAGACUUGGAAAGAAGCGAACAAAUUCGCAAAGCUACACGGCCUUCGAGUCGUUUGUGUCUAUGGCGGGGUGGGUAUUUCCGAACAAAUUGCUGAUUUGAAAAGAGGUGCGGAAAUCGUGGUCUGCACCCCUGGCAGGAUGAUCGAAAUGCUGGCCGCUAACAGCGGCAAGGUCACAAAUCUGCGCCGUUGCACUUACCUGGUUUUGGAUGAAGCCGAUCGCAUGUUCGACAUGGGCUUCGAGCCUCAGGUCAUGAAAAUUGUGGAGAACAUUCGGCCCACACGUCAGACAGUACUUUUCUCAGCCACUUUCCCCAGACAAAUGGAAGCCUUGGCCAAGAAGACGUUACGAGAUCCGGUUGAGAUUCAGGUUGGCGGAAGGUCGGUGGUGUGCUCGGACGUCUCGCAACACACCUGCAUUCUGGAAGAGCAUCAGAAGCUGCUGAAGCUACUCGAGCUACUUGGGAUUUACUACGAGCAAGGCAGCGUGAUAGUCUUUGUUGACAAGCAGGAAAAGGCCGACGAGAUGCUGACAGAAUUGAUCAGCAACGGCUAUAAGAAUGUCGCAUCAUUGCAUGGAGGAAUCGAUCAGUUUGAUCGCGACUCGACCAUCACUGACUUCAAGAAUGGAAUUAUCAAGAUCCUGGUCGCCACUUCGGUCGCUGCUCGCGGUUUGGACGUGAAGGGCCUGAUCCUUGUCGUCAAUUACGACUGCCCCAACCAUUAUGAGGACUAUGUGCAUCGAGUUGGACGGACAGGCAGAGCCGGAAACCAAGGGUUCGCCUACACCUUCUUCCUCCCCGAAGGACAAGAACGAAUGGCCGGAGAAGUCGUCAAGGCUUUCGAGACGUCUGGAGUGACGCCCCCUGCCGACCUAAAGGCCAUGUGGGAGAAGCUACAAGCCGAGAUGAAGGCACAGGGCAAGGAGAUCCAUCUCGGCGGCAAGGGAUUCGCUGGCAGCGGCUACAAAUACGAUGAGGCGGAAGCCGUCGCCGUGGCCAGCCAAAAGACAAUGGCCAAACUCGUGGCGGGGAUGGAAGCUGGUGAGGACGAUGACGAUGAUACGUUCGGUGAAAUGGAUAAGCUGUGUAAGAGCAAGAAGCGCAUGGUCAACGGGUCGAUGCCCGUCCGCAAAGUGGAAGAUGGGCCUGUUGCGAAUGCGGCUGCCGUGGAGAGCAAGAAAGAACAAGCCGCGAAGAUUGCUGCAAAAAUCGCGAAAGACAAGAUUGCAACCGGGGAGAAGGUUGCAGCGGAGACGUCCGGAACCGCAGCUAUUCUUCGGGGUGACGCGAAUGCGCUCAAAUUGAGCAGCAAGCAGACCGCACAACAGAUAGCCGAAAAGCUCAACUCACGAUUGAAUUAUAUCGCCGAUGAGAGCAUGUCGAUGCUUGGUCAUUCCGAAGAGCAAGAAUACUUCGAGGAGGAGUUGGAGAUCAAUGACUUCCCGCAGCAAGUCCGCUACAAAAUAUGCUCUCGGGACAAUUUGCGGCACAUCAACGAAUAUGCGGACGUUGGAAUUUCGGUGAAGGGCACCUUCUACCCACCGAAACGAGAACCCAAGCCCGGCCAAGACCCGAAGCUUUUCCUCUUCCUUGAGGCGCGCACCGAAUUCAACCUGCGCAAGGCCAAAGAAGAGAUCUUCCGUAUCAUGCGAGAAUCGAUGAAAUCAAUUGCUGUCUCUACGGCUGGACGUGCGCCGGCUGGGCGUCUGAAAAGGAAGAUGGCAAAGGCGCCAGAAGUUCUUGCGGUGGCCAAGAAGAGAAAAUGGAAGAACAAAAAGGUGGUGAUGCCAGAUAUGGCCGAGCCCGAGGCCGUAGAGCAGCCAACGAACAGAAAGAGAAAGUACGAAGGUACUUCUGGAGUGGACAGACCUCAUCUACCCAUUGAUGACGUUUCGAAUGAAAUUGUGCGAGUGUUAAGCACGGAUGGCGUACACAUCUUCAUCGGAGAGACGGGGUCCGGGAAAAGUACGCAGCUGCCAAAGCUGGCUCUCCUUGCUGGCUGGUGUGACGCUGGCGGCCGCAUCGCCAUCACCCAACCAAGGCGGGUGGCUGCUAUUUCGCUAGCCGUUCGCGUGUCGCAAGAAGUGGGCAAAGAGCUUGGGGAUGAGGUCGGAUAUCGGGUAAGAUUCGAGUCGCAAGCAUGUGAGGCGACGCGGCUUCUCUAUAUGACGGAUGGUAUACUUUUGAGAGAGGCGAUGAUGGAUCCGCUACUCAAGGAAUACGCAGGCGUCAUCGUUGACGAGGCGCACGAACGCUCCCUGCACUCGGAUAUUCUUCUCGCGGUGUUGAGACGGGCCCGACGACUGCGGAUGAAAAAGGGCAAAGCUCCGCUUCGCAUCGUGGUCAUGUCAGCGACGAUUGAAGCCGAGUCAUUCACUGCCUAUUUCAACACGAAGGAACCGGUUAAUGUCAUUGAAGGACGAACCUACCCAAUACAGCUGAUGUAUGCCGAAAAAAUGGACCCAACUAUCAACGACCACGUCCAUGAUGCGCUAGUUACUGUUAUGAAUGUUCACAAGGAGAGGGCAGUUAGCGAUGACAUUCUCGUUUUUCUCACGGGUCGUGAGGAAAUCGACAUCGCCAUCAAGAAAGUUACGUUGGCCAAUGAGAAGCUAGAAAAUAAGAUCUAUCCACUUCCGUUAUAUGCUGCAAUGACCCCGCAACAACAGAUGCGCGUCUUCCAACCAGCCCCGGAGGGACAACGUAAAGUGAUUUUCUCGACGAACGUAGCCGAGACCUCCGUCACUAUUCCGGGCAUCCGGAUUGUCGUGGAUUCUGGGAAAGUCAAGAUGAAAAACUUCACUGCCGAAAAUCGAAUUGACGUCUUGAAGAUACAGAACAUUUCGAAGGCGCAAGCUCAGCAACGUGCUGGCCGUGCCGGGCGCGAGGCACCUGGCAUCUGCUACCGGCUCUACCCAGAGAAACACUACCAAAAGACGAUGGGAAAAUCAACUGUCCCCGAGAUUCUACGAUCAAACCUUGUGUUGUUGGAAUUGCUCAAGAUUGGCUGGAAAAACAUAGAAACGUUGGAUCUGAUCGACCAGCCGGAGGAGAGCUCGAUAAAGUUGGGGCUGGCGCAGCUCGAAUCGAUGAAGGCUGUCGAGAGAAAUGAGGCUGGAAGAAUAGUGCUUACUCACAUUGGCCAAUGCUUACUGAGGUUCCCGGUUCCUCCAGAACACGGCCGCGUCAUCCUUGCGGCUUCAAACCAUGGAUGUAUUGAAGAAGUUUUGUGGAUUGUUGCAUGCAUGUCCGCGGAGACGAUCUUUGUAAACGAGGGAAAAGACGAGGAGCAGCAGAGGAUUAGGGAUCGAUAUCGCACAGCAGAGGGGGACCACCUUACCCUCUUCAACAUCUGCAACAUAUUCCGGGCGGAGAAGAAGAAAAACAAAUUUGGAUUGAGGGAAUUUUGCCAACGGAACGGCUUGAAUAUGCGGACCCUCAACACGGUCAUGAAGAUCAGAAAUCAGUUGCGGGAAGCCGCUAAAGACUUGUGUGAGAUGAAAAGCUGUGGCGGGAAUCGGGACUCGAUAAGACGCGCCCUGGCCGAUGGAAUGUUCAUGAAUGCGUGUAUCUACGAUCGACAGGAAGAUCGCUACAGACUUAUGGUCAACCCGUCCGUCCUCCUGCGAAUCCAUCCCAGCAGCUCUUUGGCGAGAAGCAAACCUCGGUGCUUCGUCUUCACCGAGCUCGUCCGCACCUCUGAUUUGUAUGCAAGAGACGUGACCCUUGUCGAGGAGGACUGGGUCAACGACAAGGUGGCCGCAUACAAAAAGCACAUGUUCGACGUGACGGCCCAAUUC
This is a messenger RNA of Mesorhabditis spiculigera, 4971 nucleotides long. Lineage: Eukaryota; Metazoa; Nematoda; Chromadorea; Rhabditida; Rhabditidae. The record is from the annotation of a GenBank genome assembly.